GGUUGUUCUUAAAGUUCAUAUCCUAAGUUCAAGAGUUGUUUUAAUCCUUGCUAAAUAUUUUUUUUAAAUAUAUUUUUCAGAUGUGAAACAGUUGAUCAAGAAAAUUUGAGACAGGACAGGAAUGUGUGAGAAAGAGGGGAGGACACCAACGAAGGACAACAGGCCAUAUUUGAACUUAGGUCACAGUGAAAAGGACUGAGCCUCACAGGACACUAUCCACUAGCCACCGAGGCUCCCCGGUUUUAUUCCUCUUUAAGAUGGACCCUGUUGUUGUGAAGGUGAUUAUAGAUCACCGUAGUGAGAAGCUCACACUUCCCUCAGGGAUGCCAGACACAGUGGAUCAAUUGCAUAAGACUGUAAAGGACACAUUCAAACUUGAUGAGGAAUUCACCCUGCAUUACCUUGAUGAAGACUUUGGAGAAAGCACUGAACACCAAGAGCAACAGCGGCUACGUAUUCUGUCUGAAUUGAAGAAGAAAGAUAGCACGACCAUCAAGGAGUUAAUGGCCAGCACAUUUGUGCAUAGAAGACAUGAUGUCGUCAGUCUUCAUUUGAGCGUCCAAGAGAUCAAGGAGAGGUGGCCUGCCUUGUUUGACGUGUCACAUGUCAACGCAGAGUUUCAAAGAAUCACCACCGUAAAUCUUGAGGCAAAAUUCAUGUCAAUGUUGGACCUUUAUUCCCCUAAACUGCUUUCCAUCUUCCAAGCCAAGAAAGGUGCUGCUGGAGAGAGACAUCGUGCAGAAAUGAAUACUCUGCUCCAGAGUGGAAUUUCCAUUCAGAAAACCAGAGAAGUUGUCAUCCGAUGUCUCAUUGAUCACCUUGGUGAAGACGUGAGUGCCUUAAUCAAGAAUUUUGAGAAUGUUGAUUCAGCUGUCAAUGUGGAAGAAGAGCUGGCAGCACAGGUGAUGGCUGUGUACCUGGUCCGGAAUGAAAGUGGACAGGUCGAUGAUGUUGGGAUCGUCAUUGAAGGUUCCACUGUCAUUCAGCUCAAAGAAUAG
Molecule: messenger RNA, 998 nt
Organism: Perca fluviatilis (European perch)
Lineage: Eukaryota; Metazoa; Chordata; Actinopteri; Perciformes; Percidae
Exons: 8
Coding region: 258-998 (246 amino acids)
Source: RefSeq, a predicted model, not a curated record